This is a messenger RNA of Postia placenta MAD-698-R-SB12, 288 nucleotides long. RefSeq lists its product as hypothetical. The annotation marks the transcript as partial. Lineage: Eukaryota; Fungi; Basidiomycota; Agaricomycetes; Polyporales; Adustoporiaceae. The transcript has a single exon. The record is from RefSeq and is a predicted model, not a curated record.
CUACAGAACGUGAGCUCAAGCAAGCCGAAGCACAUACUGGGCGUUUGUAUUAUUGGUUCUCAAUGCGAGUCGCGCAGAUCCUCCUUGGUAGGGUCGAGGCGGCAAUUACAGCACAUGGACCGCGCAGUCGCUUCGCUUGUAUUGCUCGUGAGCCAUUCGGGCACCAAGUACGUGAGUUCUUUGAAGUGCGAGGCCGAGCGAGAGAGCGCGGCGAUGCACUCGUGCAGUGAGGAAGCGGUAGGCUAUAAAGCGAUCAUCUGGUUGUGCAAGGAUGCGUGGCUUUCCUUG